This is a messenger RNA of Exophiala xenobiotica, 1928 nucleotides long. RefSeq lists its product as uncharacterized. Bases 34 to 1683 code for a protein of 549 amino acids. The record is from RefSeq and is a predicted model, not a curated record. Gene Ontology annotation, molecular function: long-chain fatty acid-CoA ligase activity. NCBI's taxonomy places the organism in Eukaryota, Fungi, Ascomycota, Eurotiomycetes, Chaetothyriales, Herpotrichiellaceae. Gene Ontology annotation, cellular component: endoplasmic reticulum; membrane. The transcript is spliced from 4 exons.
AAUUAGUUACUCAAUACGCGCAGAAUAACCAACAUGUCGACGGCAACCACAGCUGAGAGACUUGAUGCUGCCAUAGCGGAGUUCUUUUCGUCAUGGAACAUCUACAGCACGCUACUCGUCCUCUUGCUGGUGGUCUUUCUCACCUACCCAUUGCUUACUGGCAGAGAGCCUGACACUCAUCCCUUCCUUCUCGCCCGACAGGCACAGAUAGCCCCAAUCCGACACUCUGGUGAGUCCGCCGUCUAUCGAGCCAUCGACAUGCCACAUGGUUAUCCUCUUCGUGCGGGUCUGGGAGUCAAAGACCCAGGCACGCCUAGAUGGAGUUCAGGCCGGCCAGGCGAUCUCCGCGACAUAUGGAGAGUCGCUGUCCGUGGUGCUGUCAAAGAAGACGGCACACCAACAGGCGAGAAAGGCAAGAUCCUGACCGUCCUCGGGAGUGAGAAAGUUCUCGACCAUCAAUUUGAGGAUCUCACUCUGGGAAUCAACGCGAUUGGUCAGUAUGUCAAGCGAAACAACGGACAGAACGUCGCUGUGUGUCUCUCAAAUUCGGUGGAGAUGUUGUCCGCAAUUUUCGCUGGUUCAUUCUAUGGCUUUUCGACUAUCUUGCUUCCGUACGGUCUGCCACAGGACAAGCUCAACUCGCUUCUCGCAAAGACUUCGGCAGACCAUGUCAUUGCAGAAGCCGGUGUGCUCGACCUUGACGGCCUGCAUUCAGUCAACAAAGCCCUCAAGAACGUCAUCUGGGUCACUAAGGCGGGCAGUCAGCAUAUGGACUGGUCUGGGGAUGCUCCCGAUGGCUUCACUGUUAAUUCAUGGAAUGAUUUGGUAGAAAAGAACAACCGUAGUGCCACUUCUGAGGUCUUACCCUUGGACAAAGACUCUCAAGUUCCACCAGUGUCAGUCUUCUGCCCAGCACCUAACGGAACGUAUGAUCUGGUCAAGUAUACCUCUGAAAACCUCAUCUCAGGCAUUGCAGCGCUUCUAGCGACGCUCGUCCGAGCUUACAAGCUAACACCAGCCGACACACUCCUGCCAACCACGAGCCUCACGGACAGCUACACGCUGUGCUGGACUCUAGCAGCACUAUACUCGAACGCUUCGAUCGCCUUGAACUCCGUUGCCGGCGACAAAAUCGACCUUCUUGCUGCCACCGCUCAGAGCAAGCCGACCAUUGUGAUCGCCGCACCCGCGACUGUUCAGAAAUACCUCUUGAGCCCCGCGACCAAUCUGCCAGCUGGCUUGUCAAAGUGGAGGUCCACAAGAACCCUUCAAGCGGGAAAUCUACCAUCCGACCCCAGCGGACCGUUGGCUUUGUCUAAAUUGAGAGUCAUGUUCAUUCCACAGUCUACGUCUCUGCCAGCCAACACUCGUCUGUCAUCCUCGGCUAUGCAUAUCCUGCGUACACAUCUGCACGCUCGGAUUGGGUACGCCCUUACCACGCCAUUCGUCGCAGGGGCCGUUGCGCAGACGAACAUCCUCGACUACCGUGACAAGGGCAAGCAAGUCUGUGUGGGCGCACCAAUGAGCUCCAUCGAGUUGAGUCUUGCUGGUGAUGAGGAUGUGGUGGGCUCUCAUUCUCCGAAGGGAACGGUUAAUGUCAAAGGACCGGCGGUGGUAGGUGGGAAGAUCAGUCUUGACAUCCAAGCACAGAUCGACGACGACCAUACACUACUGUUGCUCUGAGAUAAUCUAUCUGUGAGUGGCCUCUUGGACGCUCACUGGGAAAGUCCUUCAUGAUGUGCCUGGGUAUACAGCCGGCAGGUGGAUAGAUAAAAUUUAUUCCUACAAGGCUGUGGGGUUUCCCAAAUCGUGAGCUUUCUUUUGUGAUGCAGAGUUACCAUUCCUGCAAUCUGUUCAAGGUCCUUUUGCAGUGUAUCAUCUGGCAGCAACUGCCCCCACAUAACGUAUUCUACACUAUGCUUUUCACA